This is a messenger RNA of Pristis pectinata (smalltooth sawfish), 3057 nucleotides long. It is a transcript of the gene lrrc4ba, whose product is annotated as leucine rich repeat containing 4Ba. The coding region runs from base 932 to 2944 and encodes 670 amino acids. Lineage: Eukaryota; Metazoa; Chordata; Chondrichthyes; Rhinopristiformes; Pristidae. Gene Ontology annotation, molecular function: protein binding. The transcript is spliced from 2 exons. The record is from RefSeq and is a predicted model, not a curated record. Gene Ontology annotation, cellular component: plasma membrane.
CUUUUCAUUAAAAAGGUAGGAGGAACAAGAAGGUGGCGAUGUGGAUCUGUGCCUCGCAGCCCGUGCUCCGAAACAUCUCCAGGACCCUGCCAAUCCAAUUGGCCAAUCGCUGCUAAGAUGAUGGUCUGUAAUUAGAUAAUUGGAUUUUAUGUAUUGAUAUGGGAAAAGAGAGUGAGCGAAAGAGAGGGAGAAAGGUGCAGCAAUUCAAGGCUUCGAAGCAGGAAUAUCCUUCCUCAGUCUCACCCAAUCGAAGAGGACACAUUUCAUUAUUUUUUCUUGGGAAAAGAUUCCGUGAAUCCAAUCCAAGUCGGAAAUUAGAAGAUAAAAACCCCUUUUCUCUUCAGCUUUGAUGAUUGAAUGGAUCUGGCCGUACGCGAGGCUCUGCAAAGGUUUCAGGACUGUCACUCUGCGUUAACGGAGCAGCAGAAAUUUCUACCUGUUAUUCGGAAGCACAGUUUCAACUGAAGGUUAAAGGAAGGAGGGGGCGCAGAAAACGGCUUGUGUUCCUGCCUGCUGCAAUCCAUGUGCAUUGAUUUAGAGACAGCCGGUGAGCAAGGCAGAGCAAGAGAGGAAAGAGAAGCAAAGAUAUAUAUAGAAAAGAAAGCAGGAGAGAAAGAAAAGGCAGAAAGGAGCUUGCAGUUGAGAAAUACCCGCACUGCUGUGUGACUGGAAAUCUUAAUAACUCGACAAAGGAGAGAUUAUUCCAUUAACAAAAGGCUGAGAGUGCAAGCCACGCUGAAUAGGGGUCCCACUGCAGGGUUUGAAUCUGCAGGGGAGGGGAGGGAGAACCGGAGAAAGAAACCAGAGAGAGGGAGACGGAGAAAGCCAUUGAAGAGGCGGAAAAUGCUGCAAUUGUUCAAAUUGUCAUCUGGAGAGACCAACCCACAGAGACACCUGGAUGUUUUGGUCAAGAAACUUGGGUAAAUUAUGAAUGGGAGCGAUGAUGAUGAUGAUGACGAAGGCACAUCAAACGCAGAGGAUGAGAUUCAACGUUGGCAGAACUGUUAGCCGCCUGGUGCUGUUGACCCUGUGGACCCUGUCCCUGCUCGGCGAGCUGGUGCAGCCUCACGUCUGCCCCAAGGGCUGCUCCUGCAGCAACCAGUUCAGCAAAGUGAUCUGCACCCGCUACGAGCUGCGGGAGGUGCCGGGCGACAUCUCCACCAACACCCGCUACCUGAACCUGCAGGAGAACGCCAUCCAGGUGAUCAAGGCGGACACCUUCAAGCAGCUGCGGCACCUGGAGAUCCUGCAGCUCAGCAAGAACCUGAUCCGCCAGGUGGAGGUGGGCGCCUUCAACGGCCUCACCAGCCUCAACACGCUGGAGCUCUUCGACAACCGGCUGACCACGGUGCCCAGCGGCGCCUUCGAGUACCUGUCCAAGCUGCGGGAGCUCUGGCUGCGCAACAACCCCAUCGAGAGCAUCCCGUCCUACGCCUUCAACCGGGUGCCGUCCCUCCGGCGCCUGGACCUGGGCGAGCUGAAGAAGCUGGAGUACAUCUCGGACGCGGCGUUCGAGGGCCUGGUCAACCUGAGGUACCUCAACCUGGGCAUGUGCAACCUGGCCGAGAUCCCCAACCUGACGCCGCUGCUGCGCCUGGAGGAGCUGGAGCUGUCGGGCAACCGGCUGGAGGUGAUCCAGCCCGGCUCCUUCCAGGGCCUGACCAGCCUGCGCAAGCUGUGGCUGAUGCACGCCCAGGUGCAGCUGAUCGAGCGCAACGCCUUCGACGACCUGCAGUCGCUGGAGGAGCUCAACCUGUCCCACAACAACCUGACGUCGCUGCCGCACGACCUCUUCACGCCGCUGCACCGCCUGGAGCGGGUGCACCUCAACCACAACCCCUGGCACUGCAACUGCGACGUGCUGUGGCUCAGCUGGUGGCUGAAGGAGACGGUGCCCAGCAACACCACCUGCUGCGCCCGCUGCCACUCGCCGCCCGCCCUCAAGGCCCGCUACCUGGGCGAGCUGGACCAGAGCCACUUCACCUGCUACGCGCCCGUCAUCGUCGAGCCGCCCGCCGACCUCAACGUGACCGAGGGCAUGGCGGCCGAGCUCAAGUGCCGCGCCGCCACCUCCAUGACCUCCGUCAACUGGAUGACGCCCAACGGGACGCUGAUGACCCACGGCUCGUACCGGGUGCGCAUCUCGGUGCUGCACGACGGCACGCUCAACUUCACCAACGUGACGGUGCAGGACACCGGGCUCUACACCUGCCUGGUCAGCAACUCGGCGGGAAACGCCACGGCGUCCGCCACGCUCAACGUGUCGGCGGCCGACGGCGGGCUGGCGGGCGGCGGCCCGGGCGGCGGUUCGGGCGGCGUCAACAGCUACAGCUACUUCACCACCGUGACGGUGGAGACGGUGGAGGUGGUGGACGAGCCCCGCUCCACCGAGCGCCAGGCCGGGCCCACCCCCUCAGGGGGCUGGGAGGCCGCGGGCUCGUCGUCGUCGUCGUCGUCGUCCUCGGCCGCCGCCUCCACCACGUCGCUGGCGCCUCAGUCGACGGAGCGGGCGUUCACCGUGCCGCUGGCCACCGAGCCCGGCGACAACGUGCUGGCCGGGCUGGACGACGUGAUGAAGACCACCAAGAUCAUCAUCGGCUGCUUCGUGGCCAUCACCUUCAUGGCGGCCGUCAUGCUCAUCGUCUUCUACAAGCUGCGCAAGCAGCACCAGCUGCACAAGCACCACGGCCAGGCCCGCACCAUCGAGAUCAUCAACGUGGAGGACGAGCUGGCCGGCUCCACGCCCGCCGACAGCUGCCUGGCCCUCCCCGCCGUCGACCGCGAGCACCUCAACCACUACACGGCCUACAAGGCGCACUACAACAACAACACGGCCGCCUCGGCCGCCCUGAACUGCACCAAAAACCCGCUCCACAACUCCGUGCACGAACCGCUCCUCUUCAAGUCCGGCUCCAAAGAGAACGUGCAAGAGACGCAGAUCUAAGCGGCACCCUCCCUCCCGCCACCCGCCCGCCCGAACCUACCCUGGGGAGGGUGAGGUGGAGGUGUUGGGGUGGACACCUCCUUCCCCUCUCUUAUUGCCACCUGCCUCUUGCU